Messenger RNA from Echinostoma caproni, 735 nucleotides. Lineage: Eukaryota; Metazoa; Platyhelminthes; Trematoda; Plagiorchiida; Echinostomatidae. The record is from the annotation of a GenBank genome assembly.
AUGGGCACUCCGUUGUUUUGUGACGCAUAUGAUGCUCAAGCCAAAGCCUACUGUAAACGUUUAAAAGUUGUGUGUGAACACUUCAAAGAACCUAAACUUCCUCCAGACACGGUGUGCGGUUUUCCUUUCGUACGUGAUGUUUUCGUCGAAACCGGAGAUUUUUGUUGUGUUCCCAGAUCCCGUUGUAAUCGACACUUUGGUUGGGAACGCUUGCGUCGUGCACAAAUCGACCUAGAACGAUAUCGUCAUGUGAGUUCUCUUAUCGCAAAAUGUGUGGCAAGGUGGCGUGACAUUUCGGUGCUCUCCGAAACGGACAAUAUGGAGUUGCACACAGAAUUGAUGGGCACGUCCAGUAGCCCCAAUGGUUCCAGCCAAUCAAUGCCGAUUAGGUUGAGGUGGUCCCCAACGAUAGAUCUGUCAUUGAAAGUGACGGUACAGGUUACUCUACCGAGCAGCUUCAGGUAUCCACCGCAGGCACUGGUGGCGGUUUCAGUUGUCGGAUGGAGAGUAGGACGACCCAAAGACUGCCAUAGACGACGAGAGAUGAUGGUUAUGUCGGACGCCGUGUCGAUUUGGAGGCGGACCGGAUGGUUGUUGACGUGCACAGACACAAAUCGACGAUGGGAGGCUGCGUCUACUUUGAACGUGGCAAAUAGGCUGCUAGUGCGGUUGCGCGAUGGACGACGACGUCGCGGCUUGGACGAUGAACGCGGACUCGAUCAGCGGCUUGUUUGA